UUUCUACAAAUAGCAGGAAAAACCCAACCAUACACACACUACCUUGUAUAAUCUCUCUCUCUCUCUCUCUCUCUCUCUCUCUUAAAAAAAAAAAGGAAAAAAAACUAUAUAUACACUGUGGGCUUCAAGUAAUUAGUUCUCUCUUAAGAAGAUGGUUAAGCAAAAGAUGGUUCUUAAGCUGUCAAUGGAGGAUCCCAAGAAGCGCUCAAAAGCACUUCAAAUUGCUGCUGGAUUCACUGGUGUAACAUCGACAUCGUUGGAAGGCGAUCGGAUCGUAGUAGUCGGCGACGGAGUCGAUCCAGUAACCCUAACGGCCGCACUGAGAAAGCGAAUGGGCUACGCAGAAUUGAUCAGCGUCGCAGUUGUUGAAGAGAAGAAAGAGGAAAAGAAAGAGACCGCGAUGAAGAGCGUUCAACCAACACCCCUUCCAUAUCAUAAUUUUACAGUUGUGCCACCAUACCCAUACCCUUACCCAUAUGCUGUUCAACAAGAUUGUAGCUAUGACAAUUCUUGUACAAUUAUGUAGGAAAAAAUAUAGCCUAGCAAUUGAAUUUGCAAUCAAAUUUCACCUCAUGUAAUUAAGAAUUUGAGUUUGUAUUUUUUGAAAGGUACAAUUAUAUGAAUUUGUGGUUAUAGUAAAUUGUUGUUAAUUAAGAUCAUCUCCGUUUUUAGUU
Ananas comosus (pineapple) is the source of this 674-nucleotide messenger RNA. RefSeq lists its product as uncharacterized. The coding region runs from base 152 to 526 and encodes 124 amino acids. The record is from RefSeq and is a predicted model, not a curated record. The transcript is spliced from 3 exons. Lineage: Eukaryota; Viridiplantae; Streptophyta; Magnoliopsida; Poales; Bromeliaceae.